This is a messenger RNA of Cimex lectularius (bed bug), 7073 nucleotides long. RefSeq lists its product as uncharacterized. Lineage: Eukaryota; Metazoa; Arthropoda; Insecta; Hemiptera; Cimicidae. Bases 107 to 7033 code for a protein of 2308 amino acids. The transcript is spliced from 35 exons. The record is from RefSeq and is a predicted model, not a curated record.
UAGUCUAAUCAGUAAGCCCAGACACAAAUUGUUAUUUGUUUUUUUUUUAUUUUUAGUUUAUCAAAGGGAAUUUUGAAGCUUUUAAAAAGAAAUCUAACAAAGCAAAAUGAGCGAUGAGAGCCUUCAUUCACAGAAGGAAAAUGACCAGGAGAACAAGGAUGGGCAAAGGAGGCGUAGUUCGUCGGAGAAUCCUUCUGAAAACAACACGUCUGACAUGAAUCUCCCGCCAACUGCUGUUGCACGACUGACCAAAGAGUAUGUGACCAACUAUAACAUAGGAAAUAUGUCAACAGCAUACGAAUACCUCGGUCUUCGCUUCAUCCCAUGUGUCAUAACAUUCAACAACGUGUACGUCGGCCAGAUCUACACUGUUGAAUUGUGCGUCCAGAACAUCUCCUGCAACAUUACUCAAUUCCGCUUCAAACAACCGUUUUCACGAUCUUAUUCUAUUAACGAUAAUGGAACAACAAAAACUCUAGCACCUGGUUUAGUUUUAACAAAGAUAAUAACAUACAAAUGUACAGAAGGUUGUAUAACUGAUUCAGUCAUAACGGUUGUUGUUGUGAAUGAGGAAAUACAUCUGCCCAUAAAAGUAUUCAAAGGAGAACCCAAGGUUUUAGUAAUACCAAGUUCAAUAGAUUUCGGAAGACUUGACAUCGGUUGUCCUUACGUCACUAAAGAAAUUCUGAUAAUCAAUCAAGGAUCUUGCGUUACAAAAGGAUCUAUAGACCUGGGGAAAAAUGAGCUUGGAUUGGUUGUUUCAAGAAAAAAUUUCCAAAUAGCUCCUUAUAAAAGAAUUAAAAUUAAAAUACAACUCGCAGGUUUAGUUGUGGGUCAACACAGUUCGGAAUUUUGGGUAAAAUCAGCUCCUUCGCAUAGAAUAGAAGUCAAAGUCAAAGUGGUUUUUCCAUAUUUCAAAGCUCUUCAUCCUAAUAGUACAGGAAAUUUUACACUCAUUGAUUUACAAGGUACAUUUCCUGGAGCAAAACGUUAUGAAACAUUAAUCGUGAGAAAUGUUUCGUCUUUUGAUGGUGUAUUUGUUACUUCAGCAGAAGCGAAUGACUCAAUUAUUUCAUUAAAAGAAGCAGAAGAAAUAGAUCAAAGUUUUAAAUCGUUUUCCGUAUAUCCAAAAGAGGGAAACUUGUUACCCUUUGAGGGAAGGAUAUUUACCAUUUGGUUUGAUCCAAAAUUUGUUGAACAACAAAAAGGCUGGAUCAGUGAACAAAGAACAGAACAGUAUUUAGUUUUUGUAAGAAUCCAAAGAGUGGAUGUUAUGUUUGGAGCCCAUAAAGGAGAAUUUGAAGAAAACAGUGAUGUUGGAAACCAACUGCCUAUAGUUGAAGAAAAUAACGUCACUGACGAUGAAGUACCACUGGCAGAACAAAAAAGCCUAACAAAAUAUCAUACUGAUGAAGGUGUUGAAUUAGAAAAAGAUAGUGAGACAAUGAUGAUCGAUGAUGGUUCCAUAAGGCUUUGCCUCUAUGGAGUCGGAGUGCAACCGACUCUGAAGAUUGUCCCAAAUGAGCUCAUAUUUGAAAAUGUUCUACCUGGAACAGAGCACAACAAAGUACUCACUCUUACAAAUAUGUCAACCGGUUUGUCAAUGGGUUUCAGAUAUUUUAAGAUACCGUCCAUCGAAGUUAAACCAAACUUCCUAUUUCUUAAAUACAAACAGUCAGUAGAAGUACUCGUAACUCUAAUCCCUGGAAACUUAAAUUUAAAAAACAAAAGUUUAAUUUUUGAACUUUUAUCCCAUGCAAAUCACACAGACAAGACGAAUACUAUAGUCGUUGGACAUGCUAAGGUCAAAUUGAAUAUCCAUGCUGUGACACCAGCAAUACAACCGCAGCCAAAAAUUAAUGAAGGCUUGACACCAAAAUUAUUCGUUGAAGCUGGUUCACAUGUUGAAAUGAUAAAAUACAACAGUCCAAUAAAAUUUCCCAAGUCUCUUGUCAUUCCACCUUCAGAAACUCGCCCUUGGCUUAACAGUGAGGCGAGAAUUGUUUUGCCAAAUGAAAUGGGACGAAUAAGACCAUUAUCAAGCGAUAAAACUGCCAGGACAAUAUUCACUGGGCUACCUCGAUAUUUAAAACCACCAAAUUGGAACUACAGGAGAACCCAAAAAGAAGAGGAAUUCAGAAAUAAAGAGAUUAAAUUGUGGCGGGAUUAUUUCACAAAGACCGGAGAGAAAGCGAAACAGGUCAUAAAAAACAAAGAACCCUCACCGAUUGAAGAAUAUUCUGUUACAAACUUAAAGCUUUACAAUAUGAUUGGCAUGAUGCCGCCAAUCGAGGAAGAAGAAAGAUCAAUUUCUAUUUGCCAAAACAAAACCGUUAAGGAACUAUAUGUGCCUGACCUUAACUGCCCGCUAGUACCCAUGCAUCUUUUCAACAUUAAAGUCAAACCAAAGGAGAUCGAUUUUGGAAAGAUCCCGCCUGGAGUAGACUGCAAGAGUUAUAUUGUAAUAGAGAACUUGAACCCUUUUGACAUAUCUGUUAAAUUGUUUUUUAUCAAAGAUAGCCAACACGCACCACCCACAGCGUUCAUUGUAAAAGCAAUGGAAACCACUCAGAAAGAUAUAGUCAUCAAUUUGGACACUCUUGGAAUGCACUUUAGCAAUAUGUAUUACAUAAUUAACACGCAUCAUCGGUUUGAUCUUAAAGUUGCUGCAGAGGUGGUUCAGAGAACGUUAGAACUACAACCGCCAGAGCUAACCAUGUAUGAGACACAAUAUUCAGACAUAUUUCUCAAGACUUGGGCACCGAUUAAAAUUGUCAAUCCUCUUGGAGUUCCGACAAAAUUUCGAUGGAAGAUUUCCCACCCGUGUCCAUUUUAUAUUACACCAAAUUGUGGAAUAGUCCCUGGAAACGGAGUUAUAACUUGUUCUGUAUAUUUCCAAUUCAAAGACAGAUACAGUCUUGGUACUGUUGCAACUUUUCUUAUAGAUAAAGGCGUCCAAGUGCAAUACCCUAUAAAUUAUAUUAUCGACACAACUAGCUCAUUGAGCAUAUUUAUGCCAAAAAUCAGUUGCCCAAACAUACCAUUGGGCUUGCCUUAUAAAAAAAAAGUUAUCAUAUUUAACCAUGGGUCAGUCGAUUGUUAUUUUUCUUUAACAAAUCCAAAUCCUUUGAAGGGAGUCACUAUCAGCCCGAUCGCAGGAAUUUUAAAAGCAAAAGCUGGUUUCCUUUUGGAAAUAAGCUUCAAAAUGUUAAAUAUAACAUCAUUUGACUUUAGAACAGAUAUUGAAACUGAAGGAGAUACCUGCAUUCAAUUAAAAGUGAAUGGAUAUGUUGUAUAUCCAGGGGUAACGUUCAAACCAACAAAAAUCAUAUUUAAAGGAGGCCCUUGUAAUUCUUUUACAACAAUACCAUUAACUAUCGAAAACCAAAGUUUGGCUGAGAUCAGACUCACAUUCCCUUUGCAUGAUUUUCCGCAAAUGAAAAUUGCAAAAACUAAUAAAAGUUUUGAUGAAGGAGUUGGCGACGAUCCGGUUGUUAUAGACGCAAAUGAAACGCUUAAACUGUAUUUACAUUUUGAGCCAAAAGAUCUGGCGGCCUAUCAGUUUAUACUGCCAUAUGUUGUGAACGGCACUAUUGGACCACCCUUACUAGAACACCCAGAAACCUGGAGUCCAGUACAUUUCAUAAGACCUGUUGCACGAAGUUUGGGUACGAUUAAAAAUAAAUUGCCAGGUAUGGAUUUUCCAAAAGCAUUGACCUGCGUCAAUAUUCAUUCAACGUCAGUGCGUGGUCAGAUAUCUUGUUCUAAAAAAGAAAUGCAUUUUUUUAAACCACCACAGUGCGAAAGCAACACGAUAACUUCUUUGUGGCAAACAGUUGAUAUAACUUGUCUCGCAAAGCAAGAAGUUACAGUCGUAUUACAGCUUUUUGACACGAAACAUUAUCGCCCAUUUUCCGUCAUGCUAGUGGGCAUUAAGAAAGAGAAUAUUCUGAACAUACCUAUAAUAAUACAACCGAUGGAAGUCAAAACGAUUGCUGUUUCAUUCACACCGCCACACCCUGGUGCCUUUGAGGAAGAGCUUUCAGUUACAGUGAAAGAACAUAAUGAAAAAAGGCCAUAUUGCUUUUUAAAAUUAAACGGGAUCUUUCACAAAUCAACAUUAUAUUGCAGUGAAUCAUUGCUGCAUUUUAUGCCUGUGCCAGUUGGUAUUGAAAUACAAAAGACUAUAACUAUUAUAGCAAAUUAUCAAUGCAAGAAUUCUUUGCUAAAACACUCCAUUAUUGGACUUCAGGGAGAAAAUAACGACCGAGUGCUAACACUCGUUUAUCCAAACACAAAUGAAAUAGUGAAAGACAAAGAAAACUUUGAGAUACCAGUGCAAAUAAAAUUUAUAAGUUCACGCCCUGCAACUUAUAGCGGCUAUAUAAUAUUUUCAGAUGGCUCUGAUGGUGAAAGUAGAAUUGGGUUUACGGUGACUGCAGAUAUUUCACUUCUAACGACUUAUGCAUACUAUUAUUUAACAGAAAUAGGGGAUCUUCGAGCUUAUGAAGCUGAGUACAACUUUGUUAGUGUUGAAGUGUAUGGAAUUGUUGGCAGUGCAUCAGAAUUAGCUCAUCCCACCUCAAUGUUAGAAUUACCGGUGGCCUCUGUAUCGCGUUUUAAUAUUGAUCAGUCUAAACAGAGUGACAUAGCGGACUAUCCCCUUUUUCCUAUGUCUUCAAGUGAAACAAAUUUUGCAAUCAUGAUGAGAAAAACUGUGACUGCCACAGAAGAUUGGCUGUUUGAACAAGGGUUUGGAGGCAUUUACAGAAUGAUCAUCGGCGAUCACAUGGCAUUUUCAAAACACUACCAAACUGCAGUGCAUUCACGUUCUAAAAAUCCUUAUUACUCUGUUGUUAAGUCUCUUUUAGACCUUGUACUCAGAUAUGCAGGAAGGGAAUUCCACGCUCAGUACAUAAUACCUCCAUCCGUUCCUGCAGAUGAUGAUGGUAGAAUCAUGUAUUGUCUCACAGCUUAUAAACAGAUUAUAAAGUUUUUAAAAACCCAAGGAGCAUUUAUAUCGCAUAUCUUCCCAGUUUAUUUAUUAGAUUAUGAUGACUAUGUGUAUUACUAUACAAAACUAAUGCAACCGUCAGAUAAAGUCAAUGAAUACAUGGUUUUCCCGGCAAAACCAAUGCUUAGAGCAGACAUAUUUACUCGUUACUCAAUUCAAAGUUGGCUCGACAUAUUGCUUCAAGUGUACAAAGUAUUAGUUCUUGCUCCCACAGUACAACUAAGAACAAAUUCGGACCUUUUCAUUGAGCCAUAUUGUACUGUCGGCACAGAAGAACAUGAAGACAAGGAACUCCAAAAGCAAAUAAUUGAAAAUAUGAAAUUUACUAAAUUGCCAGAUAUUAAAAUAAAUUCCCAUAGUGAUUUUGUUGGUAUAGCACCAUUUGAACAAUACGGAGAGAAAUGCCUACUCAAAUGGUUAAACGUUAUUUUUGAAAAGAAGCGAACUAAAUGGCUAAGCCUCAACCCUAAACUGAAACUACCCCCUAGAAAAGUGAAAAACUUUACAACAGAUCUUAGGGAUGCUGUAGUUUUGAUCACUGUCACUGCUUAUUAUUGUCCAUAUUUGACUUCUGAGUUUUUCAAUAAUGUAUUUUUCGAUCCAACAGAUCCUUCUCAGUAUCAGCACAAUGCUUGUAUGUUGACUUUGGCUUGGGUGAGCAUCCAUUUAGGAUUGUCCAUAUCAGCCAGAGAUUUCCGAUCACCCAAUCCGAUGCUGAUGAUUUUCGUUGUUGGACAUCUUUUCAGCGUAUUGAGAUCUUACGUUCCAGAGACAGUCCUUCAGUUUUCAACUUGCCUCAACUCCAUUAUGCAAAGAAAGUUCCAUAUAACAAACCCGUCUACUCAGACAAUCGGGUACUACAUUAAGAAAAUCGGUGAUCCCAACAACCUGUUCUCUUUUUCACCACAUAAAAAUGUAGUUUUGGUCCAUGGCAAAGACACGACUGUGGUCACAAUUAAAUACAGUUCAAGAAUGAUGAGGAAAGUCAAAGCAACUCUGUUAUUUUGUGGUUGUGGACAGCUUGGAGCUUUUGCGAUAAACUUUGCCCUUACUGUUGAAGGCGAGGCAAAAAAAUUUCAUGUCAAAAAUUUCUUUAAAAUACAUACACCACUUUUUAAAGUUGCCACAAUAAAUGUGGGCAUAUUAUCGCCAUUUUCUACUGCUGGAAUGUUUGAUAUUUGGUACAGUGAAGAAGAACCAAAACCUGGAGUAAAAUUGUCAAUGAGACCUUGGAAGGAAAUAAAACAUCAGACAAUUCCAAGGUGCUUGUACCUUAAUAACGAUAGAAUAGAAUUGUUACCGAUACACAGUGCGAAGCCAUCAUUGCUCAGUCUGGUCACAGCAGCUUAUACAAUGAAAGUGAAAGAAUUUUAUCUGUUUUUCCGAAACCCAACAAUCGGGGAUUUCAUAACAAAAAUUCACAUAAUUCCAAGAGUCGAAAUGCCAUUUUAUACAGUCUCCGUGCCAUUCAUGACAGCACCUUGUGCCGGAGUACCAGAUGUUAUGUGUGUGGCACAGUGUCCAAGGCUUGUGAUGAUAUCACUCCCGGCAAGAAACAAUAAAUUUUGGUCUACUGCCAACACCAUGCUUUCUCUCACAAUGAACAAAAGAGACAAAGCGUUUUGGUCAUCGUAUGUGGAGAAACCAAUUGGUUUAAAAUUGAUCAAAUGGCUCUUGAGUAAAUCCAAUAAUCCAAUAGCAGGAGAAAUUGAUUUCAUCUUUAACCAAUCUGUAACGUUUAAUGUCAAAAGCGAAUGUCCAUACAUUGAAUUUCCUCCUAUAUUCACAAUAGCCGAUGUAAUGAGUGAUGGGACUGUCGACUUUCCCAUUCACUUAAAAGAGAACAUUGAAAGUUCGUUUUCAGCUUACUUAAAACUGACCUCAGAAAACGGCAAGGAGAUCCGAUUGUAUAAUAUAAUGGUAACAAAAUCAUCGAUCAGCAUUGAAAAACAAGAUUUCGUUAAGAGCUUCUCAAAAGUAGGAUCUGAAGACGUUUCCCAAAUUAAAUCUGAAACAUAACUUUUUUUUCAACUAAUAAAAUAAUUUGUUAUUCAAAUAA